Populus trichocarpa (black cottonwood) is the source of this 2038-nucleotide messenger RNA. Its product is annotated as protein S-acyltransferase 8. Gene Ontology annotation, molecular function: protein-cysteine S-palmitoyltransferase activity. Gene Ontology annotation, biological process: protein targeting to membrane; peptidyl-L-cysteine S-palmitoylation. The transcript is spliced from 5 exons. NCBI's taxonomy places the organism in Eukaryota, Viridiplantae, Streptophyta, Magnoliopsida, Malpighiales, Salicaceae. Gene Ontology annotation, cellular component: Golgi apparatus; endoplasmic reticulum. Bases 356 to 1630 code for a protein of 424 amino acids. The record is from RefSeq and is a predicted model, not a curated record.
CUCUCCCAUGGAUAUUUUUACUUUUUUAUUUUUCAAUCCCAUAUAAUUACCAUCACAAAAUAAUAAUAAUAAAAAACCCGCAGAGACAGAGAGAGAAAAGGGCCCAAAGCAAAAAACCUAACAGCAAUAUUUAAAAUUCAAUAACCGAGUCUAGUGUAUUUUACUGCGAUGACGAGUCGAAUGAGAUUGAUUGAUUUAGUUUGGUGGAUUCCUUUUUCUUUUUGAAUGGAUUUUGAAAUGUUAAAAGUAGAAGAAGAAGCAAGAGCGAGUUUGAAGUGUUCGAUUCCUUGCCUGUGUAGUACUGAUACUAGUAGUAGUUGAACAAAAGAGGAGGAUAAGCGUGCGGAUUUGGGUCAUGGCAAAGCGCGUGUUCGAAGUAUGGAGAGGGAGUAAUAAAUUCAUCCUUGGUGGGAGAUUGAUCUUUGGACCUGAUGCUAGGUCACUGAUUGUCACUUUAUUGCUGAUCAUUGUUCCUAUAAUAAUCUUUUGUGUGUUUGUUGCGAGGCAUCUUCGCCAUGAAUUUUCACCGGAUAAUGUAGGGUAUGUGAUUCUGGUGAUGGCAAUUAUCUUUACUAUCUAUGUGUUGGUUCUUCUUUCCCUCACAUCAGCCAGGGACCCAGGCAUUAUUCCACGCAAUUCACAUCCACCCGAAGAGGAGUUUCGAUAUGAUUCUUCUGUGUCUGUUGAGGUUGGGGGAAGACAAACACCGAGCCUCCAGUUUCCACGGACAAAAGAAGUUAUGGUUAAUGGCAUUCCUGUUCGGGUUAAGUAUUGUGAUACAUGCAUGCUUUAUCGUCCUCCCCGCUGCUCCCAUUGCUCCAUUUGCAACAAUUGUGUGGAGCGAUUUGAUCAUCAUUGUCCUUGGGUGGGCCAGUGCAUUGGAUUGCGCAACUACCGGUACUUCUUUAUGUUCGUUUCUUCAUCGACUCUUCUCUGCAUCUAUGUGUUUUCCAUGUCUGCCUUGUACAUUAAAGUUUUGAUGGAUGAUUACCAAGGCACAGUUUGGAAGGCAAUGAAAGAAUCUCCUGCAUCUGUCAUUCUAAUGGUCUAUAGUUUUAUUUCCCUGUGGUUUGUUGGUGGACUUACUGGCUUCCAUUUGUACCUCAUAGGCACAAACCAGACCACAUAUGAAAAUUUCCGGUACAGAGCUGACAACAGGAUCAAUGUCUAUGACCUUGGUUGUUUUGAUAAUUUUCUUGAAGUCUUUUGCACAAAGGUUAAGCCUUCAAAGAACAACUUCAGGGCUUUUGUUCAAGAGGAAGUACAACAAAAGCCCACGUUGCCCAGCACCCAGGAAACAGAUGUUGAAGAUUCUGGUGGGGAUCCACGCUCAAAGGUUGAAGAUGACCUAGAUAUUGGUGAAGAUUUAUUGAAAAUCUCCCAGCGUCGUAAUAUUGAAGAACUUGAUGAGGACAUAUGCAGCAGAGGGAGUAAUGGGCCACCUCAUAAUACAUCAGAGAUGGACUCAGUAUUGAGUUCAGAUCACCGAGCUCCCACAAUUCGAUCAGACACUAGACAUUCAAGCUGGGGAAGGAGAAGUGGGAGCUGGGAAAUUGCACCCGAGGUCCUUGCCAACUCUACAGUCACUGAAAGCAGAACCUACUCCACUUCCAAGGAGCCACACCAAUGAUGAUAGGAUAACUCAUUUAACUGUUGAUCCCCCCGCAUCAUCAACAUGGGUUUCUGAAAAUCCUUUGGAUGUUCAGUUCAUCAUGUUGACGGAAGUUCUCUUUGAUUAGGAACUUACAAUCGAGUUCCAAUUCUGCUCUCCCUAUAGCCACGAUGGUGUGUUAUCCUUAUUGUGGGGGUGGGUUAUGGCUCCUAUUGAUUAUUUUCUUUGGGAAAGCAGUCAAUAGGAAUGUGUUUGUAAUUGUGCGAGAAGAUAAAGAGGAUGUUUGCCUUUCCCCCCCUCUUUGUUCUCUCUUUAUAUUCUUAAUCAUCGUGGUCGAACACUUAGAGUAGUAAUUCUGGCUUUAUUCUUUGUGUAAAUAGUUACUUCCUAGACAUGAUUCAGUUCUCCCCUUGUAUGUGUGGUGAA